Molecule: messenger RNA, 1821 nt
Organism: Chanos chanos (milkfish)
Lineage: Eukaryota; Metazoa; Chordata; Actinopteri; Gonorynchiformes; Chanidae
Product: piggyBac transposable element-derived protein 4-like
Exons: 2
Coding region: 1-1821 (606 amino acids)
Source: RefSeq, a predicted model, not a curated record
AUGGCGACCGAUAGAUCUACUUUGGCUGAGGUUCACAAGGAGUUGCUCAGGAGUGACGAUGAGCUGGAUGCUGAGAGUGUCGAAUCAAUGUCUGCUGAGAGUGACGGAUCAAUGCCUACUAGUAUGGACUCUGACGAAGAGGAUGCCUUCAUGCAUGGAAUUGAUGUGGUCCUCGACAAGCCAGCUCCAGCGAGGAAGAGGGCAGCAGCACAAAAACCUGCAACACUAAAGGACAGAUGGCGUAACCCCUCGGAGGAAGAUAAAGAACCUCGUCCAUUUCAGUUUCGCCCCAGGAGGCCCCCAGGGGUUCAGUUGGAUUUUCUUCAGAAGGACUACAGCCCCUCUGAUAUCUUCCAGCUUUUCUUCAGUAAACAUGUGAUGCGCACCCUGUGCUGCAACACCAACAAAUAUGCAGCACGGAGGACUGCAGAGGGUCUGCAGAGGCACUGGACGGAUAUAAAUAAUGAGGAAAUGUUCAGGUUUAUCGGCAUCAUCAUCUACCUUGGCCUGGUGAAGACUUCAGCUGCUCGGGACAUGUGGAGGAGGGACCGCUUGCACAGACACCCGUUUCCUGCUUCUGUAAUGCCUGGGUACCGGUAUGAGGCCAUCAGUGCAUACCUGCACAUGAGUGACCCAGCGGAAGAUGCCAAGAAUGACCAGCUCAAAGGUAAACCUGAAUAUGAUCCUCUCUUCCGCCUCAAGCCGCUCCAGGAUCAGAUCCAGACUGCCUGCAGGGCUUAUUACCACCCGCACCAGAACCUCUCUAUAGAUGAACGUAUGGUGGCCUCCAAGGCGAGGAUUGGGAUGAAGCAACACAUGAAGGACAAGCCUACCAAGUGGGGAUUCAAGCUCUUUGUCCUGGCUGACAGCUCCAGUGGCUACACAUGUGACUUCAAUAUCUACGAGGGGAAGUCAAAGACUCAAUCAGGACAGGGCCUGAGCUUUAACGCAGUUGUUGACCUGCUCCGUGUGCGCUAUCUGGGCACAGGGUACACGGUGUAUGUUGACAACUUUUACACCAGCUCGGAGCUCUUCACUCACCUGCGUGGACUGGGUUUUGGGGCGUGUGGAACCAUCCGUGAGAACAGGAAGGGCUGCCCAAAGACGACCAUCAAUGCCCUGCCAAGAGGAGCGGAACGUGGCGACAUGCGAUGGAUCAGAGAUGGCCCAUUGCUGUUUGUGAAAUGGAGGGACACACGUGACGUCAUGCUGUGUUCCACUAUCCACAAAGCCUAUAGCGGGCAGGCUGUGCAGCGUCGGAUCAGAAAUCCAGACGGCACCUGGUCCGCCGGACAGGUCCCUGUGCCGGAGCCUGUGAGGGCAUACAACAAGUUCAUGGGGGGUGUUGACUUGUCUGACGCUCUCAUAAAGUACUUCUCAGUGUCGCAUAAGUGCAGGCGUUGGUAUAUGAAGUUGUUUCUCCACUUCAUUGACAUCGCAGUGGUGAACAGCUUCAUCAUCCACAAGGAGAUGGCACUGGAAAGGCAGCAGAAGCCCCUCACCCAGAAGCGCUUCAGGGAGCUGCUGUGCAUGGAGCUUACUGAUUGUAGGCAGCCAGAGGCAUCCACACCUGUAGAGACCGUCAUUGAGGCACCCCCCUCGCCUCCACCUCAGAGUCCGGAGCAGAAACCAAAGGGAUGCUUCCCUGCUCCAGUUUGUGAGAUUUCCACUGACCCUUUCCUGAAAGCAACUCAAGGGAGGAGAAGAUGUGUGCACUGCAAGAUGAAAACAAUCUUCAAGUGUGGAUCUUGUGAUGUGGCACUCUGCAUAGUUGUGGAUCGGCUGUGCUUCACAGAGUGGCAUGAGCUGAAGAGCAGCUAG